Molecule: messenger RNA, 375 nt
Organism: Monoraphidium neglectum
Lineage: Eukaryota; Viridiplantae; Chlorophyta; Chlorophyceae; Sphaeropleales; Selenastraceae
Exons: 2
Coding region: 1-375 (124 amino acids)
Source: RefSeq, a predicted model, not a curated record
AUGUCAGCGCGCAUCGCUAACUUGGCCAACAUCGACAUCCUCGGCUUCAAGGGCGUGUUCGAGUCCAACGGCUCAAUCUCCGCCCCCGACGCCUCAUCCCCCCUGCGCGUCCGCGCGACCGACGGCACCGUCCACAUCACCGGCCCGCGCAGCCUGUCGGUCGACUCUCCCCUCGCGCCCGAGACGCUGGCCGGCAACGGGUGCAUCAUUACAGCCGACGCCUCUGCCCCCGGGACGCUCUCAAUGCUGUGCUCGACGGUCAACCUUUACAGGCGCCUGAGCAUGUACGAUGGGGACCUAGUUGUGGACAUCCAGGUCAGGGGCGUCCUCACAGCUUAUGGGCAGCUGUCCGCCGCCCGCACCGCCAACCUGUGA